Molecule: messenger RNA, 1922 nt
Organism: Austrofundulus limnaeus
Lineage: Eukaryota; Metazoa; Chordata; Actinopteri; Cyprinodontiformes; Rivulidae
Gene: ift54
Product: TNF receptor-associated factor 3 interacting protein 1
Biological process (GO): cilium assembly; regulation of microtubule cytoskeleton organization; intraciliary transport
Cellular component (GO): axoneme; intraciliary transport particle B; ciliary basal body
Molecular function (GO): microtubule binding
Source: RefSeq, a predicted model, not a curated record
AUUGCUCAGUAUUGACAUAGCAACGCUGUGUAUUGAGCGCUGAGUAUUUCUGUUUGGGAUUCGUUUUCGCUUCGCCUCUUGCUGUCGAAGUGUUUAGCCGUGUUUUUUCUUUUUUUUUUUUUUCUUUUCCUGCUGCCGCCAUGAACGCGGCGGUGGUGAAAAAGACUCAGGACACUCUGGGCAAAGUGAUAAAGAAGCCGCCGCUCACGGAGAAGCUGCUUAGCAAGCCGCCGUUCCGAUACCUUCACGACAUCUUCAGCGAGGUGAUCAGGACCACCAGUUUUAUGAAAGGCCUGUAUGAAGAAAAUGAAAUGAAGUCUGAUAAUGUGAAGUUGUCCAGUGAUGAAGCAGUAAAGCGAGUGCUCACAGGAGACAAGGUGGACCUAAAGACCAAGGCCGGCACCUCCAAGUSCCAGGGCAAGGAGAACAGGGAGGGACGUGAACGCCCGCUGGACAAAGAGGAGAGAAAAAAGAUAACGGAGCGCAGCGGCAGCCGGGAGCAGAAGGACCCAGACCAGCCUAAAGAGCCAGAGAGUCGGCAGAGAGACGAAGACAAAGAUGGCGAGAGGUCGGACCGGCACCACCGCAGCAAACAGGAACACCAGACCAACGACAAAGACAAGAGUCGAGACAGGGAGCGAGACAAAGGACGCGUCCGGGACAAGGACAAAGACCGAGACAGAGUCAGAGAGAGAGACAAGGAGCGGACCAGAGACAGGGAUUCUCACAGAGACCGGGAACGAGACAAAGACAGAGAGCGACGCAAAGACCGGGACGAGAGAAACAAGAGUGGAGAGAGCAGAAAUGAGAAAGCCAGAGAGUCAGAAGUACUGCAGCAGAAACCCAGUCCUGAGGAGCAGAGCAGCAAACCAGCCAAACCAGUGCCAGCAGAUCCAAAUCCGGCUGAAGAGCCUGCAGAAGUAGACGAGAACCAGACGAACAGUCCAGUGAGAAUACCUCGGCCUUCGUCUGCCAAGGGGCAGAGGAGGAGACCAAAGAUUGAGGGUCAAGACGACUCGGACAGUGAAGGAGAUGGAGCUGCUUCGUUACCUCAGAGACCCGUUCCGCAGGAAAACGGAGACGCUGGAGGAUCCUCAUCCGACAUGACUUCCAGGUUAUCAAGUGCCAAGGCCCCAGCACCUGUCAUAUUAGACGGGAAGAGGCUGUCGGGGGAUGAGGAGGAUGAAGACGAGCAGUUCCUUGUGGAGGAAGCAGCCCCCCUACCCCCUGAUGUUCCUGAGAUAGUGAGAGAACCUGGACAAGAACUGGACAGUGAAGCAAAUCAUGGUGGGCUCGUGAAAAAGAUCCUUGAGACCAAGAAGGACUAUGAAAAACCUAAAGACCAGAACUUGGUGUCCGAACCUGCUCAUAAAAAAGAGCAGGAAAUGAUGAACAGGGAGAUCGAGCGUCUCCGCGCCUCCAUCCAGUCGGUUUGCCGCAGUUCCCUGCCGCUGGGGAAGAUCAUGGACUACAUCCAGGAGGACGUGGACGCCAUGAAGGCUGAGCUGCUCUCCUGGCGGCAGGAGAACAAGGAGCAUGCGCAGGCCCUGCUGGAGGAACAGAGGCUGACAGAGCAGGCCGUGAUGCCUCUGAAAACCAAGCUGGCUGAGCUGGAGCAGCAGAUCAGGGACCAGCAGGAUAAGAUCUGCGCUGUGAAGUGCAACAUCCUGAAGAACGAGGAGAAGAUUCAGAAAAUGGUGACCGGGAUCAACGUCUCCUCCAGAACCUGAGUGAAAAAUAAGGACUGGAGAGAAGAAGAAAAAAAACGUAAACAUGCGUUAAAUGAGUAUGAGCAGGUAAUUGUUCUGAAAACAUAAAACUGUAAGGUCAUUUAUUCCAGAGGACAAUGGAAUAAAAACCACUUGUAGGUUUUGUUGUCAGUGCAGGAGAACCUGAAUACUUUACUGUAAACUGGAGGAGAA